AGAGGAAAAAGAGAAGGGGUUUUGGGCCUGGCCGGCGAACCGAGGCUGCGGGCGCUUUGGCGGUUCCGCGGGGCGGUGUCCGGAGUGCUGCGGGACCCGGGACCCCGGGGUUCACGCCACAACUCCAGGAGGUGCCUGAGCCAGCGCGCCGGCGAGGAGUAGUGGCUAGUGGGACCCCGCGGGCCGGGACCAUGGGCUGCUUCUUCUCCAAGACGCGGAAGGCUGAGAAGGAGUCGCAGCCGGAGGGCGAGGAGGAGCGGCCGAAGCAGUACAGCUGGGACCAGCGCGAGAAGGUUGAUCCGAAAGACUACAUGUUCAGUGGACUGAAGGAUGAAACAGUAGGUCGCUUACCUGGGAAAGUGGCAGGACAACAGUUUCUCAUUCAAGACUGUGAGAACUGUAACAUCUAUAUUUUUGAUCACUCUGCUACAGUUACUAUUGAUGACUGUACUAACUGUGUCAUUUUUCUGGGACCGGUGAAAGGCAGCGUGUUUUUCCGGAAUUGCAGAGAUUGCAAGUGUGCAUUAGCCUGCCAACAGUUUCGUGUGCGGGAUUGUAGAAAGCUGGAAGUCUUUUUGUGCUGUGCCACUCAGCCCAUUAUUGAGUCUUCCACGAAUAUCAAGUUUGGCUGUUUUCAAUGGUACUACCCUGAAUUAGCUUUCCAGUUCAAAGAUGCAGGGCUCAGUAUCUUCAAUAAUACCUGGAGUAACAUUCAUGACUUUACACCUGUGUCAGGAGAACUCAAUUGGAGCCUUCUUCCAGAAGAUGCUGUCAUUCAGGACCAUGUUCCUCUACCUACUACCGAAGAGCUCAAAGCUGUCCGCCUUUCCACAGAAGCCAGUAGAAGUAUCGUUCCAGUGUCCCGGGGUCAGAGACAGAAGAACAGUGAUGAGUCAUGCUUAGUGGUAUUAUUUGCUGGUGAUUAUACUAUCGCAAAUGCCAGGAAACUAAUUGAUGAGCUGGUUGGUAGAGGCUUUUUCCUGGUUCAGACAAAGGAGGUAUCAAUGAAAGCUGAAGAUGCUCAAAGGGUUUUUCGGGAAAAAGCACCUGACUUCCUUCCUCUUCUGAACAAAGGUCCUGUUAUUGCCUUGGAGUUCAAUGGAGAUGGCGCUGUAGAAGGAUGUCAACUUAUUGUCAAUGAGAUAUUCAGUGGGACCAAGAUGUUUGUAUCAGAAAGCAAGGAUGCGGCAUCUGGAGAUGUAGACAGCUUCUACAACUUUGCUGAUAUACAAAUGGGAAUAUGAAGUGCGAUGUGGAACAAGGACUUGAUUUUAAGCCCUUUUCAUUUUGUGUAUUAGCAAUGGUUUUUUUUUACUGAUGCUAUAAUUGUUAAAGUCAUUUUUAAAAUAA
This is a messenger RNA of Lagenorhynchus albirostris (white-beaked dolphin), 1350 nucleotides long. It is a transcript of the gene RP2, whose product is annotated as RP2 activator of ARL3 GTPase. Gene Ontology annotation, cellular component: periciliary membrane compartment; cilium. Lineage: Eukaryota; Metazoa; Chordata; Mammalia; Artiodactyla; Delphinidae. The record is from RefSeq and is a predicted model, not a curated record. The transcript is spliced from 5 exons. The coding region runs from base 192 to 1244 and encodes 350 amino acids. Gene Ontology annotation, molecular function: GTPase activator activity. Gene Ontology annotation, biological process: post-Golgi vesicle-mediated transport.